This is a messenger RNA of Oncorhynchus kisutch (coho salmon), 2674 nucleotides long. RefSeq names its product neuronal acetylcholine receptor subunit alpha-7. The record is from RefSeq and is a predicted model, not a curated record. The coding region runs from base 21 to 1862 and encodes 613 amino acids. Gene Ontology annotation, molecular function: acetylcholine-gated monoatomic cation-selective channel activity; transmembrane signaling receptor activity. The transcript has 10 exons. Lineage: Eukaryota; Metazoa; Chordata; Actinopteri; Salmoniformes; Salmonidae. Gene Ontology annotation, cellular component: postsynaptic membrane. Gene Ontology annotation, biological process: monoatomic ion transmembrane transport.
UCUAUGUUCAGUGGUGCAACAUGAGGCAGUCUGUGGCUAUCUGUCUGUUUGGACUCUCAGCUCUGCUCCACGUAUCUGAACAGGGUCCCCACCAGCGUAAUCUAUUGAGGGAGCUACUGAGGGACUAUAACCGUAUGGAGAGACCUGUUGCCAACGACUCUCUACCACUCACUGUCCGAUUCUCCUACACUCUCUUACAAGUCAUGAAUGUGGAUGAGAAAAACCAGAUUCUCACCACUAAUGCCUGGCUUCAGAUGCAAUGGUUUGACCACUACCUUCAGUGGAACCAGUCAGAGUACCCUGGAGUGAAAACCCUUCGCUUCACUACUGACCAGGUCUGGAUACCUGAUAUACUACUGUACAACAGUGCCCAUGAUAAAUUUGAUGCCACCUUUAAGAGCUAUGUGCUGGUCAACUCCAGUGGAUUCUGUGAGUACCUACCUCCAGGUAUUUUCAGCAGUGCGUGUGAAGUGGACGUGCGUUGGUUUCCCUUUGACGUCCAGCACUGUGAGCUGAAGUUUGGCUCGUGGACGUUUGACGGCUGGCUGCUGGACCUCCAGAUGCAGGAGGCUGACUUGUCAGGAUACAUGUCCAAUGGAGAGUGGGAACUGCUGGGUGUACCAGGUGAUCGUCAUGAGAUAUUUUAUGAGUGCUGUACAGAGCCCUACUCUGAUGUGACCUUUGUUGUGACCCUACGACGGAGAACUCUGUUCUAUGCUCUCAACCUCCUCGUCCCCUGUGUUCUCAUCUCCUCCUUGACACUGUUGGUGUUUCUACUGCCAGCCCAAUCGGGGGAGAAGAUCGGUCUGGGCAUUACAAUUCUUCUCUCUCAGACUUUCUUCAUGUUGCUUGUGGCUGAGAUUAUGCCAGCUACCUCAGACUGCAUACCACUGAUAGGUCAGUAUUUUGUGAGUACCAUGGUUACCGUAGGGAUGUCAGUGGUGGCGACUGUAGUUGUACUUCAGUACCAUCACCACGACCCCAACAGUGGAGACAUGCCUCAAUGGGUUGAGUUGGUUCUACUCCAGUGGGUUCCAUGGUUUCUGAGGAUGAAGUGUCCAGAAGAGUGGGGUGAGCUCACACCCCACCACAGCCCCUCCAACCCCCAGACCAAGACCUGCUCCUCUGCCUCCCCCACCACCACCACCCCAGCCCCCUUAACCUUCCCCCAGAGCCUCACCUCUCUGCAGGCCAGUCUAAGCCAGCUCAGCCAGCCCCUACCACACCCACCUUCCAACCCUACCCUCCAGUCCUAUCCCAACUAUAAUCCAAACCCCCAGCCUAAUAUCCACCUUAACCCAAAUCGAUAUCCCCAGCCCCUUCUUAACCUACACCCCAAUCUCCCCUCCAUCCCCCACGCUCAGCCGAAUGGACACCUGCCAUACAUGGGCUUCCAGAGUCCUCCUGAACCUGACCCUGCUGUCACCUGGAGAGGAGGAGGAGGAGAAGAAAGAAGGGGUUCUAACACCCGCAUCCUCCACCACCACCCACCCUCCUCCACAAUGUUGGGGAGCCCCCUGCCACAACCCCCCACAUCUCCAGACCCUGACCCCUCAUCCUCAGGUUCCAGCUGUGUGGAGGAUGGGGCUGGGACAAGUACUUGCCAUGCCCAGGCCAGGGUGUUCCAGGCUGGGGAAGCAGAGGCCCAGCUCCAGGCCCUGCUGGUGGAGGUGCGGUUCCUGGCCGAGGGUCUCCGUGAGCAGGACCGCAGGGUGAGCGUGGCAGAGAAGUGGCAGUUUGCAGCAGUGGUCAUCGACCGUUUGUGUCUGGUGGGGUUCAGUGUGUUCAACAUCAUUUGUACCAUUGCAAUCCUCAUGGCCGCACCCAACUUUGCAGAGGCCGCCUCCAAGGACUUCUUCUGAGAAGGAGCUGCUGCUUCUAAAUCGUUGCAACCACUCAAAAAAACAACAACAACAUAUAUCCAUAUUUCUGCCAAGAUGCGCUUUUAAGAUCAGAUUGACAAGUUAUAACGCAUAUUUAUUGCAUUUGAUGCAUUCAGAGUCUUUUUGGGGUAAAUGGAGAUUGGCAAACCCAUGCUUAAGCUUAUUUAAAGCUGCUAUGCUGCAUCAGUUGGGCUACAGGGUAUAAUUAUUUUAAAGGAGACAUUUUGUAGAAUGUCCUCUUAAAAAGUCACCAGAAGUGACCAUCUAACAGUCCUAAAAAAAUAUUUAACAAACAUCCCGGGGGAGCAUGCCCCCCCCCCCCCCCCCCCCAGAAAGGGAGUGGGAGACUAUGGAGCAAUUUCAGUGGGAACAUAAAUUGUAUUUGAAUUCCAUAAUUUUGAAUUUGUAUUAUGAUAUUGAAUUUAAAUUCUGUGCAAUUACUGUGCAUUUCUUCUGUUUUCCGGGUCUUCAUGCCCAGUUUGGCUAAUGUAGGGAGUUAUGUGUCAAAUCCUUCACUGAUGAUGAUGUUUUUGUCCUUUGGCCAUGUGUUAAUGAAUGUGAUAUGUGUGAUGAUGGGAACUGGACAGAGAGGGGACAUAAGUCAUAUUGGGCUGGCACCAGGUUCUGUGGCUUCAGCUCAGCUCAGCACUGCUUCAAACAAAAGAACCACACACACACGAACACACACUAUUAAAUAAAACAUAACUGGUUGUUGACAGACUGUCUGGAGGAACUACAAUAUAGGUGUCAGUCUACGUUUUGCAUCUCAAAAUAAAUAAUCUUAUUUUCUA